Ananas comosus (pineapple) is the source of this 1236-nucleotide messenger RNA. Its product is annotated as translin. Gene Ontology annotation, molecular function: single-stranded DNA binding; RNA binding; sequence-specific DNA binding. NCBI's taxonomy places the organism in Eukaryota, Viridiplantae, Streptophyta, Magnoliopsida, Poales, Bromeliaceae. The record is from RefSeq and is a predicted model, not a curated record. Gene Ontology annotation, biological process: RNA metabolic process. The transcript is spliced from 7 exons. Gene Ontology annotation, cellular component: cytoplasm; nucleus. The coding region runs from base 275 to 949 and encodes 224 amino acids.
UCUCUACACGUUUGCAGCAGAGAACGGCUAUGGACGGUCGGCAGGCCCAUCCGGGAAGAUUCGAACCGCAUUUCGAACCGCCUCCCUUCCCGCCCUCUCCUCCGCCUCGUCUCGCCUCCCUCCUCUCCCCUGCCCUAACCCUAACCCUAAACCUGUCCUCUUCCUCCUCCUCCCCCUCCUCCGAACCCCUCCCUUCUCCCUCCGCCGCUUCUCUUCGUCCCCUCCGAGGGACAACGCGACCUCCUCCUCCUCUUCCUCGUAUUCUCUUCCUUUCAUGGAGAAGCAGUUCGAGGACUUCCGCCACCAGCUCGACGAGUCCGGGAGCGUCCGCGAGCGGAUCCGCUCGGUGGUGAUGGAGAUGGAGGCCGCCGCUCGACUCGUGCACUCCAGCCUCCUCCUCGUCCACCAGUCCCUCCCCGUCCUAGAGGUUUUGGAGAAGACGAAGCUUCAGAUUGAGGUGAUCAAGGGCCUCUUCGGUCGGCUCGCCGAGAUCCUUAGAGAGCGCCCAGAUCAAUAUUACAGGUACCAUGGGGAUUGGAGAAGUGAGACUCAAACAGUGGUUUCGCUGCUUGCGUUUCUGCAUUGGUUGGAGACAGGGAGCCUUCUAAUGCAUACUGAGGCCGAGAAGAAACUUGGAUUGGAUUCUUCAGAAUUUGGUCUAGACAUUGAAGAUUAUCUCAUUGGAUUAUGUUUCAUGUCUAAUGAGCUGCCUAGAUAUGUAGUAAAUCAAGUCACAGCCGGUGAUUACGAUUGCCCAAGAAAGGUGCUCAAGUUCUUAACUGAUCUUCAUGCCGCCUUUAGGAUGCUCAACCUAAGAAAUGACUUUCUGCGAAAGAAAUUUGAUGGAAUGAAGUAUGAUCUGAGAAGAGUUGAAGAGGUCUACUAUGAUGUCAAGAUCCGAGGUCUUGCCUCUACAGAAUCGACGCAAGAUGAAACAGCUCAAGCUUGAUGGGUCGGUACGGCUGCCAAGUCCUGAUUGUUAGAGAUGGUUGCUUUCUUACCUUCUGUAUUCUGUUUUGUUCUUUUUAACCCAACCUGGACUGUCCUGAGUAUGUGUUGUGUUGUUUUGUUCGAUUUAAGUUAUGGUGAAAAUGCUCAGAUCUAGGGAGAUGAGAAUAACUAAUGGUGAAUUAGCGGGGUUAUAAUGUUGGUUACUAAUCAUUUUGUGCUACUCCAAAUAGAAUAAUCCUCUACCAGGGAUGUCAGAGGAUCAGGUUUGGUUUGGUUUUUGAAAAA